UAAUAUCGUAAGAAAGAAAAAAAAGUGGUUGAUUUGACUAUUGUAGUGAAACAAAUUUGAAACGUUCCAGUCUGAAGUGUGUAGCUAGCUCGAUAUAACUGUCAAUCUGGGUGUAGAAAUUUAUUUGUAAUUUUCACCGGUUCUUUAGUUCAAUUACCGAAUGUAUUAGACAAUAUUUGAAUACCCGUUUGAUGCAAAAUAAUGUUAAUUAGUGUAUAUGGUGUAUAAAAUAGUGAAAAAAUGGAUGACGGUGCGAUCAAAAUUCAAUCUGGGAUUAACAUCAACAUCAAAAGAACAGAUGGCCGCAUACACUCGGCGAUCGUCUCCGGGAUCAACCUGGAGACGCGCUCGGUGACGGUGGAGUGGUACGAGCGCGGCGAGACCAAGGGCAAGGAGGUGGAGAUCGACGCCAUCCUCGCGCUUAACCCGGAGCUCUCGGUGGGCACGAGACACACGCCACACUUACAGCCCAUGCCUAAUAAAUUAGCCAGGGAUCCGUCGGGCUCCUCGUCGGACGAUGGCGGCUUCCUGCGCGAGGGAGGCGAGGGCGAAGGCACCGGGGACUCCGGCCACACGCUGCCCGUGCGCAACUCACGAUCGGAUAUGACGCGACAGUCUAUACCAGUGGCUACAAAAGCGCCUACCAGAGUCACCCGCAACAAUCAGAUGCGGGUGUCGAACGUGGGGGGCGCGUACACGAACGGCCACGGCGGCGACACGACCGGGCGGCGCGGGGCGGAGAACGUGCCGCCGCCGCAGCCGACGCCGCAGGCGCAGACCAACACUAGGGUCACGCAGCAGUUCAAUCCGCCGGUAUCGUCCGCCCGGCCGGCGGCGGUCGCCAGCGCGGUGUCGGUGCCGCACGCGGUCGCGUCGGGCGCGGUGCGGCGCUCCAACGUGGUGAAGGAGGUGGAGCGGCUCAAGGAGAACCGCGAGAAGCGGCGCCAGCGGCAGGCCGAGCUCAAGGAGGAGAAGGAGGCACUAAUGAACAUGGACCCCGGCAACCCGAACUGGGAGUUUCUCGCGAUGAUACGCGAGUACCAGAGCAGCAUCGAGUUCCGGCCGCUGAUCGGCAACGAGCCGGUGGAGGACCACCAGAUCACCGUCUGCGUGAGGAAGAGGCCGCUGAACAAGAAGGAGAUCGCUAAGAAGGAGGUGGACGUGAUCAGUGUGCCGACGAAAGAUCAAAUGAUAGUCCACGAGCCGAAGAACAAAGUUGACCUCACUAAGUAUCUGGAGAAUCAGAAAUUUCGCUUCGACUACGCCUUCGACGACUCUUGCACUAACGAGGUUGUUUACAAAUACACAGCAAAGCCGUUAGUGCAGACGAUAUUCGAGGGCGGCAUGGCCACGUGCUUCGCGUACGGCCAGACCGGCUCCGGCAAGACGCACACUAUGGGUGGUGACUUUCAGGGUAAGAUGCAAGACUGCAAGAAGGGCAUAUACGCGAUGGCGGCGCGCGACGUGUUCGCGUACCUCAAGUCGCCCAAGUACAAGCCGCUCAACCUCAUCGUGUCCGCUUCCUUCUUCGAAAUAUACUCCGGGAAGGUAUUCGACCUGCUCGCGGACAAGGCGAAGCUGCGCGUGCUGGAGGACGGCAAGCAGCAGGUGCAAAUAGUCGGCCUCACCGAGAAGGUGGUGGACAAUGUUGACGAGGUGCUCAAGCUCAUACAGCACGGGAACGCCGCCAGGACUUCUGGACAGACGUCGGCGAACUCGAACUCGUCGCGGUCGCACGCCGUGUUCCAGAUCGUGGUGCGGUCGCCGGGCAUGCACCGCGUGCACGGCAAGUUCUCGCUCAUCGACCUCGCCGGCAACGAGCGCGGCGCCGACACCUCCUCCGCCAACCGCCAGACGCGUAUGGAGAGCGCGGAGAUCAACAAGUCGCUGCUGGCGCUGAAGGAGUGCAUCCGCGCGCUCGGCAUGAAGGGCAACAACCACCUGCCCUUCCGCGUCUCCAAGCUCACACAGGUUUUGCGCGACAGUUUCAUAGGCGACAAGUCGCGCACGUGCAUGAUAGCCAUGAUCUCGCCCGCCAUGUCCUCUUGCGAGCACUCGCUCAACACGCUGCGGUAUGCGGACAGAGUGAAAGAGCUGGGCACAUCGGACGGGCCGCGGCGCGGUGAGUCGCCGCUCGCUGACGUCGAGAUGGAGCCCGCCACCGACGACCUGGCGCACCUGCGCUCGCUCAACAACAAUUGCUAUCUAGCAUACCCGCAGGAGGGCGACAUGUCAGCAGAGAUGUACACGUUCCACGAGGCGAUAGACGAGCUGCAACGAGCCGAAGAGGAAGUUCUGGACAACCACAAGGCCAUCUCGGACUACCUGCAGCACGCGCUGCAGCGCUGCCAGCAGCUGCUCUCCAUCACGCGGGACGUGGACUACGAUCAGGACGCGUACGCCACGCAAUGGGAGGAGUUGCUGAACGAGCAGCUCGCCGUGCUGGCGCAGUCCCGCGACCUGGUCGCCGAGUUCCGCACCAAGAUGCAGCAGGAGGAGCACAUAUCGCGCCGCAUACAGCCGCCGAGGCACUAGCGGCUCGUUCGCUUUUCACACUGGCAACCUUCAACCGUCAACUGUCAUCUGUCAUCUGUCAGACGUCAACGACAACGGCCACAGACGAGACGCGCUCCCGCGCUUGCGAUGACGUCAGCUGUCAAACGGUUUUCGUGUACGGGCUGAAAUUUUUUGUGAUUCGAAUCUUAAAUUAUUUUUCUGUUAUUGACGGUUCAUUAUCGUUGUGAAAUCGUCGCAAGCUCGGAGAUUGCGUGUGCAGUGGAUGCGAUUUGAAACUCGGUGCGUAUUGUCAAAGCUCUCUCUUCACUUUUUGUCACAUCAUUAGAUUAUAUUUUUGUAUAUCAUUUAGAGCAUCGUACAUAUGUAGUAAAGUUCCUAUGUAUAUAACCGCUAUGUAUGCAACUGUCUUAAUUGUUUCUUAUUGUUAAAAUUUAAUGUUGUAUGUAUUAAUUUUGGUAUUCUACAAUUCGCAUCGAGUAGUUUUCGUUUGAUGAAAGUGUGAAAUAUGGCGGUGGUGGCGGUUAUGGGUCCAGUCCACAUCUAUAUGACAGUCACAGUGUUUCACAAUGCUGUCUCUUUCUGUCAAAGAGAAUUAUGAUGUAUUAAAGCGAGAAGCACUCAGCUUCGCUUCUAACCAUUGACAGAUCAUCCUCUCUCGCUCUUGUUUAUGAUACGUCUGAAUGACAAAGAAAGACAGCACUAAAGAAUAUAGCCAUAAAGAUGUGGCUCUGUGAAAUUCAAAACAGUAUUGAAAUGCUAAAACAUUGUAGCUGGCCUACGUUUCACCUCAGUCCAGAUAAACGCAAGCGUACAUCAAGAUGCCGUCGUGUCAAUAUAUAGACUGUUUAUUUUAAGAUGUGUUCUAAGCACGGACUAAGCCCGCGAUACAACUGAGGGCGUUAAACUGUAUUCUUAUAAAUAUUGUAACUAGACAAGUGUAGUUUUGUCAGUUACACAUGGAAAUAAAUGUGUUUUAAACUGAUUCAACCUGUUUGAUUUUCGUUCAACAAAAAUAUAGCAACAAUGCUUAUUGCUGUAGUUUUUUUGUUGUCUAUGAACAGUGUAAAAUGGCGCGAAAUGGCCAUUUUGAAAUUUUCUUCAAAUCUGCGAACUCACGAACGAUUUAAUCAAUUUAAAAUAUAUUUAUUCCAGUGUUUUACUAAUCGAUUAAUAAAUGUUUAGAUUGUGAUCCCACUUUGUAUUGCCAUUCGAAAAAAAAAACGAAGUAAAUAUCUAGUGUGUUUUUUUUCUUAAGAUGAUGCAUUUUACUCCGCUAAAGGCCUAAUUACAUAUUUUUUUACCGAGCGAGUACAAAUGUAAGACCUCGUAGUUCCCGUAACAAUUCAUGACGAUUUACAUUUAUUUUAUUUCCAUUUUAUUGACGUUUGGGCAAGUGCAUGCGUUCUUAAUUCGAUUGUGGUUCGUUAGACUUCUAAAAUACUCGUAUUGUUGUGAAAAUACAUAUUUCGUGUAGCAGAUAUUUAUAUGGAACAAAUUUUUUGCUGUAUACUGUGAAUUUAGAAAUGGUUUUAUAUUAGCUGGGUGAUUGGCGGAUGUUAAACAUUUUAAAAUAUGAAUUAUUUGAAACGACUGCUCAACUUUCCAAGAAAUAACGUCAAUUAUAUUGAGAAUAAAAAUACUUUAAUAAAAUAAAUAAAUUGAUUUAUAUGGCAAUUAAAAUGUCACGUUCUUUCUGUAUAUCUAUUAUCUAAUUUUGUAUUUGCUUAUCUACUUUGAUUUAUUUCAAUUUUAAAUGGUUGUCAUUAGAAAAAGACGGUAAACUGUAUUUGUUAUUCUUACUAAUACACUGGAAAUAGUU
Messenger RNA from Zerene cesonia (dogface butterfly), 4336 nucleotides. It is a transcript of the gene Klp10A, whose product is annotated as kinesin-like protein Klp10A. The coding region runs from base 241 to 2535 and encodes 764 amino acids. NCBI's taxonomy places the organism in Eukaryota, Metazoa, Arthropoda, Insecta, Lepidoptera, Pieridae. The transcript has 18 exons. The record is from RefSeq and is a predicted model, not a curated record. Gene Ontology annotation, molecular function: microtubule motor activity; ATP binding; microtubule binding. Gene Ontology annotation, biological process: microtubule-based movement.